Messenger RNA from Nothoprocta perdicaria, 1815 nucleotides. RefSeq names its product transforming growth factor beta 3 (gene TGFB3). The transcript has 7 exons. Gene Ontology annotation, biological process: SMAD protein signal transduction; BMP signaling pathway; regulation of cell population proliferation. Lineage: Eukaryota; Metazoa; Chordata; Aves; Tinamiformes; Tinamidae. Bases 1 to 975 code for a protein of 324 amino acids. Gene Ontology annotation, molecular function: type II transforming growth factor beta receptor binding; cytokine activity; type III transforming growth factor beta receptor binding. Gene Ontology annotation, cellular component: extracellular region. The record is from RefSeq and is a predicted model, not a curated record.
AUGAACCACCACUCUCACAAGGAAAGUAUUUCAAAUGUUCUUACAGGGACGUCCUGUGUGGACAGCCAGUCUGCUCCAAGGUGGAAAGACGAGUUGGGCAUUUGCCCCAAAGGUGUCACCUCCAAUGUGUUCCGCUUUAACGUGUCCUCAGCAGAGAAGAAUAGCACCAACCUGUUCCGGGCCGAGUUUCGGGUGCUGCGUGUGCCCAACCCAAGCUCCAAGCGCAGUGAGCAGCGCAUCGAGCUCUUCCAGAUCCUUCGGCCGGAUGAGCACAUAGCAAAGCAGCGCUACCUCAGCGGCAGGAACGUGCAGACGCGGGGCUCCCCUGAGUGGCUGUCCUUCGAUGUCACCGAGACCGUGCGCGAGUGGCUCCUGCACAGAGAGUCCAACCUUGGCCUGGAAAUCAGUAUACACUGUCCUUGCCAUACUUUUCAGCCCAAUGGAGACAUCGUGGAGAAUUUACAUGAGGUGUUGGAGAUCAAAUUCAAAGGCAUUGACAGCGAGGAUGACUAUGGCCGUGGGGACUUGGGGCGCCUGAAGAAGCAGAAAGACCUGCAUAAUCCCCACCUCAUUUUGAUGAUGUUACCCCCGCAUCGGCUGGAGGGUCCAUCGUUGGGAGGCCAGAGGAAGAAACGAGCCCUGGAUACCAACUACUGCUUCCGGAACCUGGAGGAGAACUGCUGUGUGCGUCCUCUUUACAUCGACUUCCGACAGGAUCUGGGCUGGAAAUGGGUCCACGAGCCGAAGGGCUACUUUGCUAACUUUUGCUCGGGCCCUUGCCCGUACCUCCGCAGCGCAGACACGACUCACAGCACGGUGCUGGGCUUGUACAACACGCUGAACCCGGAGGCGUCCGCCUCACCCUGCUGUGUCCCCCAGGACCUGGAGCCGCUCACUAUCCUGUACUAUGUUGGGAGGACCCCCAAAGUGGAGCAGCUCUCCAACAUGGUGGUGAAAUCCUGCAAGUGCAGUUGAAAGGCACGCUGGGCCACCCAAAGCCAAGAGAGAAAGCGUCAGCGUCCACUCUCCUGCUCCCAGGCUCACGUAAAAGGAACUAGCGGGGCAGAGACUGCGCAUGCUGAGGCCCGAGCACCAAACUCUGUGGCUCAUGGUCUAACAGCCUUGGGGAUCUCUUCUGGAACGUUUCUUGGUCUUGUUGGCGUGUCACCUUCCCUCUGGGGGUUGCUUUGGUGGCACAAAGGCCACGCUCUCCAAAACGGACGGACAGUUGAUGUGGAAGAGAGUGGAGGAACUGCUGUGUGUUUGAAUGUGGAGGUAGCUGAACUGGGAAAGUGGGAGAAUGGAAAAGGGCAGUUGAAGGGGAGCAAGGAAACCAGGCACUGUUUCCUACUCUAGCUUUAGCUAUUUGGGUCCUCAGCCCUCCCCCCAGGCCUGAAGAAUUAAGGUUUUCCCUUCAGGAGAAAAUCCUGAAUUUUAGAAAAAGAAAAUGCACCAAGAAGCGGAGCUGCUCAGAGACGUACUCAAGACUUUAGUUCCUCAGAUCCAGCAGUCCUGCAACUAAAACAGCGUUUCUGCCAAACCUGCUAGUCUCUUUGGCAGAUCUUGGCUACCAUUUUCUAAACAGAAAAUGCAAGGUUGUCAGCCAGCCUGGAAAGGGUGGGCAAAUCUGAGGAAAAAUGGUGUUGAAGCCAUUUGCAGAAGGACCAAUGUCUCCUUCAUUCAGCUCUUUUCCCUUCAUGGAGUUUCUGAGAGAUGGUUUCUGGGUCAGGGCAGGAGCAAUACCUGUGGGUACCUGAAUUUUGGGCCCGUUCAUUCUGAUGAUAGACCCUGAGGACCCUUUGUUGUGGUUUGUGA